Messenger RNA from Phialemonium atrogriseum, 532 nucleotides. RefSeq lists its product as uncharacterized. The record is from RefSeq and is a predicted model, not a curated record. The transcript has 3 exons. The coding region runs from base 1 to 453 and encodes 150 amino acids. Lineage: Eukaryota; Fungi; Ascomycota; Sordariomycetes; Cephalothecales; Cephalothecaceae.
AUGCUCUGUCGGCGACCUAGCACGUCGUCCAUUGUAGUCGCGGCUUGUGGGCUGGUGAGCAUUCGGGAGGCGUUCCCGGAACCGAGGCCGAAUCUUUUUCAAAGGGAUUUUCAGUGGCUCAAAGUGAAUGGAGAAAACUUGGAAGUGAAAGCGCUGUGCAUCUGGGAUACAGCUGUUGACAAAAAGGGGAAAGGCCCCCAGGACCCAAAGGUCCCAUGGCCGGGGUGUAGGGUUUCUAUCGACAUUUCCUACCACAAAGAGGACUUCGUAGAGACCAAAUGGUGGAAAAACGAAUGCACCAGCCAUUUCCACGUCGAUAUACCACAAGACAAGACCAAAGCGUCACUUCUAGAAACCCCCAAGAACUUCGAGCGAUUCAUGUACCGCCAAUACGACAUCAAGAUCUGUAAGAUUGGCAGUGACGAUGAUAGGGCUAAUCAUGGCGGUCGAUGAAUGGCUUAGAAGUAACAGCCAACAUGGAAGAGGCGAAACCGAGAGUGUUCGUCGCCUGCGUACCACGGUUAAUCACGCC